CAGGGCUGCGUGCAGAAGCGCAGCGGGCUGGAGGCCGGCGGACGAGGAGCGGAGUGCGCGCAAGGGGCCAGCUGUGUGGCCAACAUGAGUGAGGUUUCCUGCAGAAAACGGGAUGACUACUUGGAGUGGCCCGAGUAUUUCAUGGCAGUUGCCUUCUUGUCAGCACAGAGAAGCAAAGAUCCAAAUUCACAGGUCGGAGCCUGCAUCGUGAACGCAGAGAACAAGAUCGUUGGGAUCGGGUACAAUGGCAUGCCUAAUGGGUGCAGCGACGACCUGUUGCCUUGGAGGAGGACCGCAGAGAACAGGCUGGACACCAAGUACCCUUACGUGUGCCAUGCGGAGCUGAAUGCGAUCAUGAACAAGAACUCGGCUGAUGUGAAAGGCUGCAGCAUGUACGUUGCCUUGUUCCCGUGUAACGAAUGUGCCAAGCUCAUCAUCCAGGCAGGUAUAAAAGAAGUGAUUUUCAUGUCUGACAAAUACCAUGACAGUGAGAAGACCACCGCAGCAAGGCUCAUGUUUGAUAUGGCUGGGGUCACGUUCCGGAAAUUCACACCCAAGUGCAGCAAGAUUGUCAUUGACUUUGAUUCAAUUAACAGUCGGCCGAGUCACAAGCUCCAGUGAGUUAUAUCUCAUUGAAACAUCAGAAGGUUGGGAUUAUUGCCUUCCCAGGGGCUGUUGACACUGUUCACCUGGAGGUUGUGUCUCUGCGCUUCAUCGCCAGUAGGGUGAAAGCAGACAUCUGAAGAGGGGGCAGCCUCCAGUCAGCUUUCCCAUCUCUCCCGGCACACAAAAGCUGUACCUGCUGAAACUUUAAGGGAACCUAGGUUGCUGAGCAGCUGCAGCCCUGGGUCCCAGCUCGUUGGGCAGGGUGACUGGAGGCCCCACGGAAAGGGCGUCAGCCAUCUGUCACUCCCUCACCAAGCGGACGCACGUGGCUGCAGCUGCAGCUCCCUGCCUGCCUGUGCUGUGCUGGAAGGACGUAUGAGUCAUGGUUGCUAUGUCGGCCGUGGGUGUGAGCAGACGGGAACAUCUGGCCCAAGCGAAGCGUAACACUCAAUGCCCUUGGAAGGAAUCUGAACCUGAAAGACAGGAGCUGCAAAUGGUAGUCGGAGAGGGAUAAGGGAGCCUGGCCAUGUCACACGGCCAGCCUGGAUUGGAGGUCUGUUCUCUGUCCCCGCUGUCCAACCACCCCUCUGAGGAUGGGGACUGCUGUGGGGCUUUUGCUUCUGGUUCCUGGUUUCUUGCUCACGUAGAGCCAUGACGGUGAGUUGAUCUGAGAAGUGAGAUGUUCCUAGAGGACACCGUCCCUCUCCCCUUGCUGCUUCCUGAGGUCCUGCCCUGCCGUGGAGGCUUGGAGGGGCAUGCCGUCCCACUCUUGCUGAGGUUGCGCCUUUCCAUGGACUCACUACAGCCACAGAAUAAAGGAAAGCCUUAGCUCUUGGUGGAUUGCCUGCGACAUUGCUCUCCGGGAGGCAGAUGGUGACAGAGCAGGUGCUGGUUGCUGGAGCAGCUCCACGCUCCUGGUGCCACACCUUCAUCUAUAUAAGUGUCAGCUUCCUAAUUACCAGGGGCAGGGGAACGCAAGAUUGUGCGCCUCAUCUUUAAUCUCAUUUAAUUUUUUAUUAAGCACACAUGGUGCCUCUGUGCAAAAAUGGUUUCUUUAUCAUAAAGAUGAUUACACCUUGUUAAAGUGCUCUUAAUAUUUUCAUGAGUUUUUACUUUUGUCUCUGAGGUUUUGUACUCCAUAUUCUAGGGCAUUUUGUAAUUUGGCUUUUUACCAGUCAUUAUCAGUGUCUUAUUAAAAUGUACUGCGGAAGUGUGUUCAUUCUUACGUUAUUAUAAUUAUGUACUUCAGUCUCCACUUCUCUCAUUUCCAUAUCGUCUGGAAAGCACAUCACAUACAUGUUUACGUUCCAAGAACAGUUUGAGACCCCAAGCUCUGCGCUUUGCCCAGGGGUUAACAGGUGAUGCGUUUUCAUGGAGGGAGCAGUUUCAGCUCUCAGUACUUUCCACUCUGUGACCCCUGCUCCCCGUCAGAUGGGGCCACCUCCUCCCCGCCGGACUGUUGGAGUCCCCAGGAACUCGUCUGCUGCUUGCUAGUCUUGUGUUCUAGGUUUCUCCUUCCUUUAUAGCUCUUUGAGAGAGAAUGGUUUCCAUUUGUUGGUUCAUUUCUGAAAUAACCUUAAUGGCUGGAUCUGUACUAA
Ochotona curzoniae (black-lipped pika) is the source of this 2204-nucleotide messenger RNA. RefSeq names its product dCMP deaminase (gene DCTD). The transcript has 6 exons. The coding region runs from base 85 to 621 and encodes 178 amino acids. The record is from RefSeq and is a predicted model, not a curated record. Gene Ontology annotation, molecular function: zinc ion binding; dCMP deaminase activity. NCBI's taxonomy places the organism in Eukaryota, Metazoa, Chordata, Mammalia, Lagomorpha, Ochotonidae. Gene Ontology annotation, cellular component: cytoplasm. Gene Ontology annotation, biological process: dUMP biosynthetic process; dTMP biosynthetic process.